AAGAAGAAUCCCACUCAGCUUCACAACUACAGUUUUGCGUGAAGAAGAAACCAAAAAGACCAAAACCACUAGAAAUUUCUCUGCCCACAUGUUCUUCUUUCUUUCUUACCUUUUCCACAAUCAAUCCCAAAGUAAAACCAUUAAACCCCCCUAAUGAUCAUCAUUUGCCGUAUUAACUAUUACUUGGGCAAUAAGCUCCAGGUUUUGAAAAAUUGGAACUUUUUGGGUCAAAUUAAAUACUAAUAAUAGUCAAAUUAUAUACACCUCAACCCACCAUCACAGCCACCAUCCAUAUAUAAAUAAACCUCAUCACAAAUAUUGUAGAUUGCUUCAUUGAUCUGAGCUUGUUUUACUUAAAAUUAAUUUCUUUUUAUAUCAUUUCUGCUGUUGUCAUAUCACUUCAUUUACUGGGUUCCUUCUAGAAUUUUUGAAUGGAUGUGGUUUGUAAUGGUGGGUCUAAUUCUGUAGCGUUCUCGAAGUUGCCUGCUUCUGCUUCCCCUGCUCCUGCUGCUUCUGAUCAUAAGAAUCAAAGUAGUAGUAGUCUUCCAAACGGGGUUAUCAAUCAAGUGAGUAGUAAGAAGAAAUUGUCCAUGGGAUCAACCAAUGAUACUCCACAGCCCAAGAUUGUUCAUGGAGAAUUGGGUUAUGUUCUUGAAGAUGUUCCUCAUUUGACCGACUACAUUCCUAAUCUUCCUAAUUAUACCAAUCCCUUGCAAGAUAAUCCUGCUUAUGCAGCUGUCAGGCAAUACUUUGUUGAUGACGAUGACACCGUUCCACUGAAGGUUGUUGUUCAUGCAAAUGGUCCGAGAGGAAUACAUUUCCGGCGAGCAGGUCCCCGUCAGAAGGUCUAUUUCCAAUCUGAUGAGGUUAAUGCAUGUAUUGUCACAUGUGGAGGUUUAUGCCCUGGACUGAAUACAGUGAUCAGAGAGAUAGUUUGCGGCUUAAAUUAUAUGUAUGGUGUAAAAAGCGUUUUAGGAAUAGAUGGAGGAUACCGUGGGUUCUAUUCUCGCAAUACAAUAUCUUUGACACCUAAGGUUGUAAAUGAUAUUCACAAACGUGGAGGGACCAUACUUGGAACAUCACGUGGUGGUUAUGAGUUGAAAAAAAUAGUGGACAGUAUUCAGGACCGUGGAAUUAAUCAGGUUUAUAUCAUUGGUGGAGAUGGAACACAAAAAGGUGCUGCGGUUAUUUAUGAGGAAGUCAGAAGACGCGGUCUUAAAGCUACCGUUGUUGGUGUGCCAAAAACCAUCGAUAAUGACAUUCCAGUCAUCGAUAGAUCUUUUGGCUUUGAUACUGCUGUUGAAGAAGCUCAGCGUGCUAUUAAUGCUGCACAUGUUGAAGCAACAAGUAUUGAGAAUGGUAUUGGUCUGGUCAAGUUGAUGGGAAGAAAUAGUGGGUUUAUAGCCAUGCAUGCUACACUCGCAAGCAGAGAUGUCGAUUGCUGCUUAAUCCCCGAAUCACCAUUCUAUCUUGAAGGUCCAGGGGGACUUUAUGAAUAUAUUGAAAAACGAUUAAAAGAACAAGGGCACAUGGUAAUUGUGAUAGCAGAAGGUGCCGGGCAGGAGAUCCUCUCUCAGAGAUUGCAAUCUAUUGAUCAGAAGGAUGCUUCCGGAAAUAAGGUUUUUCAUGAUGUUGGGCUGUGGAUAUCUCAAAGCAUCAAGGAUUACUUUGGAAAGGAACAGAGGAUGGCUAUCAACCUCAAGUACAUUGAUCCGACGUACAUGAUCCGAGCUAUUCCCAGCAAUGCAGCAGAUAAUGUUCAAUGCACCCUUCUUGCCCAGUGUGCUGUUCAUGGAGCCAUGGCAGGGUACACAGGUCAUACAGUGGGGCUGGUGAAUACCAGGCACUGUUACAUUCCUUUCAAUGUAAGCUAUACAGUUACAUAAGAUCAGUCUGCCUUAGCCUGUUUCAGGAUUUGUUACAUGUUCAUAUGUUUGAUGAUUGUAGCAUUCUUGGAGAGUUGCUCAACAUUUUUAGGUCAUUACUUCUUUCUAACCACUGACAGCUGACGCUUUGAUUAACAAUCUGCAGAGAAUAAUCGAGAAACAGAACCAGGUGGUAAUAACAGAUAGAAUGUGGGCAAGACUUCUUUCUUCGACAAAUCAGCCUAGCUUCCUUGAGAAACCUUCAAAGGACGCCGAGAAGGAAGGAUAGGACACAUCUACAUACCAAGAUAGGAUGUUCAUCACUAACAAGAAAGACCUAUGCUGUUAAGCUUUCGUUGGGUUUGCUGUUACUACACAUAAAUAGUUUGUCCAUGCAUGAAGAAGGCCAUAUUUCUUUUCUGCACUUUCUCAUCUUAGCUACUACUCCCUCCGUCCCAUAAUUAUUGUCCAGUUUGAGUUUUCAUUUUUAGUUCAAAUUGUACUGAAAGUGAAAUCUCAAACUGGACAAUAAUUAUGAGACAGAGGGAGAAGUAGAGUUCUACAUGUAAUGUAAAAAAAUAAAUUAGAGUGUGAGUGUGACACUGUUGAGAUCUUCCUGAUGAGGGUGAGCUCUGUUAAAAGUGUAAUUUUGCGGCAUAGCUAUUAUAAAUUAAAUUUGGCCAUAAACGAUCUUUUUAAGUGCAUAUUUUCGCUUUUUCAAAUAAUAAUAUAUUUCAGUUCCCACUUUUAACUCCAAAGUCCAAACGAUACUAUUAGAUUUUUGACGAUCGAA
Molecule: messenger RNA, 2658 nt
Organism: Oldenlandia corymbosa var. corymbosa
Lineage: Eukaryota; Viridiplantae; Streptophyta; Magnoliopsida; Gentianales; Rubiaceae
Source: the annotation of a GenBank genome assembly